CUACUUAUCUUGCUCUUUCCUCAAUCUUGUCAUUCCUCCCACAUAAUUAAUUCUGUGCUUUCUAGCCUGCGGCUGACAACAGACGAUAUUUGCAAUGAUGCUCACGUCUUCGAAUGCACUGAGUGCUCUGGCACUCUUCCUUGUUUCGGCUCAGGCCCUUGAAUGGGGUACAUACGCUUGCAUGAAGAGUUCUGGGGACAUGACUAAACUAGGCUCAUCGCCAUACCAAUCUCCCGGCUUGUGCCAGAGUUUGUGCGAGAAAGAGAAGGGUUAUUUCUUGGCCUUGCAAGACGAGGAUUGCUGGUGUGGCAAUCAGCCCCCCGCCUUUGGUAGUAUGGGUGGUUCGUGCGAUACGGUCUGUCCAGGCUAUCCCAGUGACAAGUGUGGCGGUGACGGGAGUUACUCGGUUUGGGAACUGGAGGAGGACUAUUCGAAUCCUAGUCUGGAGUCAAACACGGCGACGGUGACCACAACGGCAAUGACUUCCUCUUCCGCUUCUUCCUCCUCCUCCUCCUCCUCCUCCUCCUCCUUCUCUUCUUCUUCUCUUUCGUCCGCCGAUUCUGCGGUCGUGACAUCAAGCUCGGCGACGGUAGCCUCCUCGUCUGGCGCCACCCCAUUGGCUACUACUACGCCCGUGGCUCAGGCCGUUCAUACCAAUGCGGCCAGCCGUCCCUCCCGAUUCUUGUUUUUCUAAUCUCAAUAGUGUGAUGAAGCUUUCGGCCGCAAGUGUGAUGGUUGUGGAAACAUGUACAAUAUGCUUUUCGUCUGCAUAUGCAGAUCCUAAGAUUCUAUUUCUCUCCUGCUAUGCACUUGCCCUCAACAGCCUGCCUGUCCAAUGGCAGAAGCUUAGAGCGUCACAUCAUGCAUAACGUCAAAUCUCGCAGACUGAAAUCCCCUCAUGUAUAUAUGGGUUGGGGUGCAUUUGAGCGAUAUAUUGCCGGCCACAUGUGGGAAUUAAUUCCAGCCGAGGCUUGCAGUAGGCAGAGCAAAAUCCUAUUAGGGCAAUUCGGAUAGCCUCUGCUGAGAACAUAUAUUGCCGAUACGUCUCUGUGGUUUAAUGCGACCGGCCACCGCAUCUGCUGGGAAAGUAAAAUUCACUACAGACCUGUAUCUAGUAUAUUCACAUGAUCACAAGCGCCGUUAUUCUGAUGUUGC
Messenger RNA from Aspergillus japonicus CBS 114.51, 1155 nucleotides. RefSeq lists its product as uncharacterized. The record is from RefSeq and is a predicted model, not a curated record. NCBI's taxonomy places the organism in Eukaryota, Fungi, Ascomycota, Eurotiomycetes, Eurotiales, Aspergillaceae. Bases 95 to 694 code for a protein of 199 amino acids. The transcript has 2 exons.